CCAGUUCAUGGCCCCUCCGGACUCGGCCCCUGCGCCCGGGGCCCGGGCCCAGCCCCGCCGCGCUAUGCCUGAGUCGGGCGCGCCCCGGCCCGCGCCCCGCCGCCGCCCCCCGGCCCCCGCGUCGCCCCGGAGCCGGGGCCGCAGCCUGCGCCGCCCGCAGCGGCCCUGAGCCUGGCCCCGCUGCGCGGCCUUUGGAGCCUGCACGCUGCCCUGGGACGAAGGCGCAGGAAGCGCGCGGGGAACAAGACCGAAGGAAGGAGCGGGAAGAAGAGCGCAGCCGCCGCCGGGCCCUGCGCGCCCCAGGAGCGCCGCGCGGCCCUGCCCGCGGGCUCCGGGUGUCCGCGGGGCGGCGCCGCGGAACAUGACGGCGCCCUGGGCGGCCCUCGCCCUCCUCUGGGGAUCGCUGUGCGUGGGUUCCGGGCGUGGGGAGGCCGAGACACGGGAGUGCAUCUACUACAACGCCAACUGGGAGCUGGAGCGCACCAACCAGAGUGGCCUGGAGCGCUGUGAGGGCGAGCAGGACAAGCGGCUACACUGCUACGCCUCCUGGCGCAACAGCUCAGGCACCAUCGAGCUUGUGAAGAAGGGCUGCUGGCUAGACGACUUCAACUGCUACGACAGGCAGGAGUGUGUGGCCACUGAGGAGAACCCCCAGGUGUACUUCUGCUGCUGUGAAGGCAACUUCUGCAACGAGCGCUUCACCCACCUGCCUGAGGCAGGGGGCCCAGAAGUCACGUACGAGCCACCCCCGACAGCCCCCACCUUGCUCACUGUGCUGGCCUACUCGCUGCUGCCCAUCGGGGGCCUCUCCCUCAUAGUCCUGCUGGCCUUCUGGAUGUACCGGCAUCGCAAGCCCCCCUAUGGCCAUGUGGACAUCCAUGAGGACCCUGGACCUCCACCCCCGUCCCCUCUGGUGGGCCUGAAGCCGCUGCAGCUGCUUGAAAUCAAGGCUCGGGGGCGCUUCGGCUGUGUCUGGAAAGCGCAGCUCAUGAAUGAUUUUGUGGCUGUCAAGAUCUUCCCACUCCAGGACAAGCAGUCAUGGCAGAGUGAACGGGAGAUCUUCAGCACGCCCGGCAUGAAGCAUGAGAACCUGCUACAGUUCAUUGCCGCUGAGAAGCGAGGCUCCAACCUGGAGGUGGAGCUGUGGCUCAUCACGGCCUUCCACGACAAGGGCUCCCUCACAGAUUACCUCAAGGGGAACAUCAUCACGUGGAAUGAACUGUGUCAUGUGGCAGAGACAAUGUCAAGAGGCCUCUCGUACCUACACGAGGACGUGCCCUGGUGCCGUGGCGAGGGCCACAAGCCAUCUAUUGCCCACAGGGACUUUAAAAGCAAGAAUGUAUUGCUGAAGAGUGACCUUACAGCUGUGCUGGCUGACUUUGGCCUGGCUGUUCGGUUUGAGCCAGGGAAACCUCCGGGGGACACUCAUGGGCAGGUGGGCACGCGGAGGUACAUGGCCCCUGAGGUGCUCGAGGGAGCCAUCAACUUCCAGAGAGACGCCUUCCUGCGCAUUGACAUGUACGCCAUGGGGCUAGUGCUGUGGGAGCUCGUGUCCCGCUGCAAGGCUGCCGACGGACCUGUGGACGAGUACAUGCUGCCUUUUGAGGAGGAGAUUGGUCAGCACCCGUCCUUGGAGGAGCUACAGGAGGUGGUUGUGCACAAGAAGAUGCGACCUGCCAUCAAGGAUCACUGGUUAAAGCACCCGGGCCUGGCCCAGCUCUGUGUGACCAUCGAGGAGUGCUGGGACCACGAUGCAGAGGCUCGCCUGUCGGCGGGCUGCGUGGAGGAGCGGGUGUCCCUGAUCCGGAGGUCGGUCAACGGCACUACCUCGGACUGCCUUGUCUCCCUGGUGACCUCUGUCACCAAUGUGGAUCUGCCCCCUAAGGAGUCGAGCAUCUAAGCCCAGGACACGUGGACCUCCAGACUCAGUGGCUCUGAAGAGGAAAGGAGAAAGAAAAGUUGUGUUUUGUUUUGGAAAUCCCAUAACACCAACAAACACAUAAAAUGCAGCUGCUAUUUUACCUUG
Messenger RNA from Phacochoerus africanus (Common warthog), 2026 nucleotides. It is a transcript of the gene ACVR2B, whose product is annotated as activin A receptor type 2B. Gene Ontology annotation, molecular function: ATP binding; activin binding; activin receptor activity. The record is from RefSeq and is a predicted model, not a curated record. Gene Ontology annotation, biological process: cellular response to growth factor stimulus; protein phosphorylation; activin receptor signaling pathway. Bases 362 to 1900 code for a protein of 512 amino acids. Gene Ontology annotation, cellular component: plasma membrane; activin receptor complex. The transcript has 11 exons. NCBI's taxonomy places the organism in Eukaryota, Metazoa, Chordata, Mammalia, Artiodactyla, Suidae.